Messenger RNA from Mycena indigotica, 1632 nucleotides. RefSeq lists its product as uncharacterized. The coding region runs from base 1 to 1632 and encodes 543 amino acids. Gene Ontology annotation, biological process: transmembrane transport. Gene Ontology annotation, molecular function: transmembrane transporter activity. The record is from RefSeq and is a predicted model, not a curated record. Gene Ontology annotation, cellular component: membrane. Lineage: Eukaryota; Fungi; Basidiomycota; Agaricomycetes; Agaricales; Mycenaceae. The transcript has 9 exons.
AUGGCGAUAGACGGGGAGACCUCACCCCUUCUCUCUGGAGCACGGACCCCUUCUUUCACUGCCCGCUCGGAUGAUAGUUUAUACUAUGGCUCUCGGGAUCCCAGAGCCAAUUUUGCGUGGCUCAUUCCCACCGCCAUAAUGGGCUCUCUGGCUCACGAACUUACGAACAUUUCCCGUUUGGUGUUUUUCCGACAAUACUUUUGCCAGGAAAUCGGAUUUCCUGAAGCGCCAGACCCUAGUUUAUUGGCAUACACUCCGUCCCCAUCCACCCUCCACUGCAGUAAUCCUCAAUUCCCUGUCAACAUCGCAGCGAUGGUUCUCACGUGCACUUUCUCAACCAUCUCAACCGGCUGGUGGACCGGACAGAGUGAUGUUAGUGGCAGGAGAUAUUCUCUGACGAUACCUAUGUUGGGCUCCAUCAUCUCAAACCUGCUCUUUGCUGUCCUCGCCGGAAGUCAGAGAGUGGACGGCCUAGCUCAAGUCAUCGCAUUUGUUGGAUUGUUGGUCGAGGGCAUGCUGGGAGGAUCUGCCACUUUCAGAGCCAGUCUUAACGCAUAUGUAGCGGACGUCGCGCCUGCUGGAUCGUGGUCUACAUCGUUUAGCAUUCUUCAAGGUGUUUUCCUUGUCUGUACAUUGCUCGGUAGCUCGAUUGGGUUAGGACUUGAUUUCUUCAAGCCGUUCCUCUCCUUUGCAGUUGGUGCUGGGGUUGCUGUCAUCAAUCUGAUCUAUAUCAUCAUAUUCCUGCCUGAGUCGCUACCAGAAGAGUUUGAACUCGAUCGGCCAUCCAAACUCAAACUCGGCGAUUUCAGGAAGUCUGUCUCGUUCCUCAUCACCUCGUUGAGUGGCCACCGGAUAGCACUACUUAGCAUCGCAUUUUUCACGUAUUCUAUGACCUCGAGUAUAGAGUCACUCCACCUUUCAUUUGCCUUGUCUCCCGAUAGUACUGCAACGCCAAUUCCGGCUGGUUACUUCAUCACAAUUUCCACCAUGACUAGAUUAACUGCAUUCUUUCUCAUUAUACCUGGCAUUAUCUAUCUCCUCCAGCGACGCACGCCCCUCAGCCUCGCGAUUUCCACCAAGCAAUACAUUCUUUCCGCGAUCAAUAUUGACGGCCUGGCCUUGCGUUUAUUGCUCCUUGCAGACCUCAUGACACAAGUCUUCAUCCUCUUUAUCCCUGCUAGUCAUACCACCCUCUUCUUCCUCCUUGCCCUGUUUGCACCUCUGACAGGCGGUCUGAAGCCUACCUUCCAAGCGUUAAUCGCUACAUCUGCCGAGCUGCGAAGCAGCCCCAAACGCAGAGGCACUCUCUUCGGAGCUCUCAGUGUCUUGGGAAUGAUUGGGGAGACUCUUUCGCACAUCAUGUUCAAAUCGACCUCCACUCUAUGGCAAACCUUCCCCAAGGCCGGUUUCGUCGCCACUGCCACGCUCCUCACCCUUGUUGGCAUCCUACUUUGGCCCGCUCUCAUAGGCGGCCGCGCCAUCGCCGACUCUCUACCUACAGAUCGAGAACGCAUUCGGAUUGUCGUGUCUGAGGACUCUACGGGCCCAGCGCGCGACCCAGACUCGACUUUCUUCUCGCCUGUCUACCGACGGCAUGGGACUGUUGAAGGCUCUACGGAGGCUCUGAAUUAA